AUGAGCGGUCGUACGAAGAUUCUCCUCGAGCCUCUCUGGGGUGACGAAUUCCUUGCUAACCCCCGCGAUUGGCCAAACAAAUCUCCCGCAUUUGCACAACCUCUGAAAGAAACCCACAUUCCUUCAAAUUGGAAUCUUAUUCAUACCGGCAAUAUUGAUUCUCAAAUCAAGGUGAACAUUUACUUGGACGGACGUAUCACGAGAGUCAUCUACUUUUUUUAA
This is a messenger RNA of Caenorhabditis remanei, 222 nucleotides long. RefSeq lists its product as uncharacterized. The record is from RefSeq and is a predicted model, not a curated record. NCBI's taxonomy places the organism in Eukaryota, Metazoa, Nematoda, Chromadorea, Rhabditida, Rhabditidae. The transcript has 3 exons. The coding region runs from base 1 to 222 and encodes 73 amino acids.